AUGUCACUCACCCGCACCUCAAUUCACCGAUUCCGUUACAUCUACCGCACCAUAUCAUCACCGUCAUCAACUUCUAUUACCACUCGCUUUCAAUUUCAACGCAUCAUCACCUCUCAUCCCAUUCCCAAACCCUUCCAAUUCAACUCUUCUUACUCCUCCUCCUCCUCCUCCUCCUCACUCAAACAAGACUUCAUCGGCGACGGCGAUGGCGCGUAUCCCACCGGUGACUUCAAUUUUGAACCAGUUACCGGCUUCAACAAGUUCACCGUCAAGCUAAAGACGCUAAUAGCCUUACCUUGGGAGCGUGUUCAACACGGCAGCAUCUUGAAAAUCGUUUUGCGCGGCCAGAUAUCCGAUCAACUGAAAAGUAGAUUCUCCAAGGGAUUAUCUCUCCCUCAAAUUUCUGAUAAUUUUUUGAAAGCAACUUACGAUCCUCGUGUUUCUGGCGUAUAUCUUCAUAUCGAUACUUUAAAUUGCGGUUGGGCUAAAGUUGAAGAAAUUCGAAGACAGAUCUUAAAUUUCAGAAAAUCAGGGAAAUUUGUUGUGGCUUACGUCCCUUCAUGUCGAGAAAAAGAAUAUUACAUUGCUUGUGCAUGUGAAGAAAUAUAUGCCCCUCCAAGUGCUUAUUUUUCUCUGUUUGGAUUGACUGUUCAAGCUGGAUUUGUCAGAGGUUUAUUUGACAACCUUGGAAUUGAACCACAAGUUGAAAGAAUUGGAAAAUAUAAAAGUGCAGGAGAUCAACUAACCCGUAAAACCAUGACUGAAGAUAAUCGUGAGAUGCUGACCACAUUGCUGGAUAAUAUCUAUUCAAAUUGGCUGGAUAAAGUCUCUUCUGCUAGAGGAAAGAAAAGAGAAGAUAUUGAGAACUUUAUUAACGAAGGUGUGUAUCAAGUUGACAAACUGAAAGAAGAGGGUUUCAUAUCAUGCAUACUUUAUGAUGACGAGGUUAUGACUAAGUUGAAGGAGAGACUUCGGGUGAAAACAGACAAAAAUCUGCCUGUGGUUGAUUUCAGAAAAUACUCUGGAGUUAGAAAAUGGACUGUUGGAGUAUCAGGUGGUAAAGAACUCAUAGCUGUCAUCCGAGCCUCAGGGGCCAUUCACCGUGUUGAGAGUCCAUUAAGUGCCCCUAGCAAAAGUAUCAUCGGAGAGAAAUUCAUUGAGAAGAUCCGUAGGGUCAGAGAGUCAAAGAAAUUCAAGGCUGCUAUUAUCCGAAUUGACAGUCCAGGAGGUGAUGCUCUUGCUUCUGAUUUAAUGUGGAGAGAAAUCAGGCUUUUGGCUGCUUCAAAACCAGUUAUUGCUUCAAUGUCUGAUGUGGCAGCAAGUGGAGGAUACUACAUGGCAAUGGGAGCAGGAGCUAUUGUUGCAGAAAGCCUUACCUUAACUGGUUCAAUUGGAGUUGUUUCAGGAAGAUUUAACCUUGGGAAACUUUAUGAGAAGAUUGGUUUCAACAAAGAACUGAUUUCAAGGGGUAAAUAUGCCGAACUCCAUGCAGCUGAACAGCGCUCUUUAAGGCCACAUGAAGCAGAGCUAUUUGCCAAGUCUGCACAGAAUAUUUAUAAACAAUUUCGAGAUAAGGCGGCUUUUUCCAGAUCAAUGACGGUAGACAAGAUGGAAGAGGUCGCACAGGGGAGGGUUUGGACCGGUAAGGAUGCAGCAUCUCAUGGGUUGGUUGAUGCUAUUGGUGGGCUAUCCCGUGCUAUUGCUAUAGCAAAAUUGAAGGCUAAUAUACCUCAAGACAGACAGGUUACUAUUGUGGAGCUCUCAAGACCCAGUCCUUCUCUACCUGAGAUUUUAAGCGGUCUAGGCAAUUCUCUCGUUGGAGCUGACGAAACACUUAAGGAACUAUUACAUGACUUGACAAUUUCUGAUGGAGUUCAAGCACGGAUGGACGGAAUCGUGUUUCAGAAAUUGGAAGCAUAUCCAUCUCCCAACCCCAUUUUGGCAUUGAUGAAAGAUUACCUCGGUUCUAUGUAG
Molecule: messenger RNA, 1974 nt
Organism: Vicia faba (fava bean)
Lineage: Eukaryota; Viridiplantae; Streptophyta; Magnoliopsida; Fabales; Fabaceae
Source: the annotation of a GenBank genome assembly